AAAAGGGAACUGCGCUCAACUUUUGCAGGAUAGAGGGGGCUCUCUGCAGGGCAGAAAGGACACUUAAAUCUGGACUAACCACAAGCCCUGUGUUUUAGGUAACUUUAUUGUUUUCUCUUUACAAUAGUUACAACAAAAAUGACAGCAACUAUCGUUCCUCCUUUCUUAGAAUACACCGACGUGAACAAGAACAAUAAGAUGUUGAAUUACAACAACAACACUUUCGGUGGGCCCCACAACAACGGCUCCUCCUUGCUGGACAGGAAGGCGGUGGGGGGCAGUGGGCUGUUGCAGAACUGUGACUCAGUCACCCUUCCCAACGCUAAAUUCAACCAGAACCAGUUCAUCAACAGUCUGAAGGUGGACCCCUUCUCGCUCCUGAUUGGUGGUUGCGGCAGUAAAAACAAGGAGAACUGCUUCCGAGAUCGCUCCUUCUCAGAGACCGGGGAGCGCCUCAAGCCGGGCAGUCAGCUCCAAGCUCUCGGCAUCGGACAGGGCCAGCAGCAGGUCAACUCCAGCCGCUACAAGACGGAGCUGUGCCGGCCCUUCGAGGAGAAUGGCUCCUGCAAGUAUGGUGACAAGUGCCAGUUUGCCCACGGCAUGCAAGAGCUGCGCAGCCUGAGCCGCCACCCCAAGUACAAGACAGAGUUGUGUCGCACCUUCCACACUAUGGGCUUCUGCCCCUAUGGCCCGCGCUGCCACUUCAUCCACAACGCAGAGGAGCGCCGCGGCCCACCGCCACCCCUCUCCACUUUCAACAAGAUGGAGCGCCCUCGCCUCCAGCACAGCUUCAGCUUCGCUGGCUUCCCGAGCCAGGGCGGUCUGCAGGUCAGCCCCACCUCGGUCACCCCGCCACCUAUCUCCACCGAUGAGGACAUGAGUGACUGGCCCAACAAACCCUUCACCUACACCAGCCAGGAGCUGGCCAACCUGUUCGGGCCCAGCUUAGGGGGGGGCCUCCCUGUCUUGGAGCCUGGUCUGCUGACCCCGGCAACGCCCUCCCCCACCGCCCCCUGCUUCUUCCGGCCCAUGUCGGAGUCUCCCGCCAGUCCCCCGGACUCUCUCUCAGACCUGGAGGGCUACCAGAGCAGUCAGAGCGGCUCUGAGUCCCCCAGCCUGGACGCCUCACGCCGCCUGCCCAUCUUCAGCAGGCUCUCCGUCUCUGAUGAUUAGUGUCUACACACCCCCCCCCAUGGUCCCGUCCCUCACCUUGUUUACAACCCAGAAGUGGACAUGGUAGUUCUAUGCAGCAGUGUUGUAGCCACUUAGUCCAAUCAAAAAGCAGAUUUCCUCCUCUGCAGAGGAACCUCCCCCCCUGCCCUCCUCAUCUCAGAUUAAUCCGAUUAGCCAAUGAACAGAGGUGUCUUUUAUUUGACCCAAAUGGUCACUAAAGAAUCGUGAUACGUAGCGGUUAACAUGAGAACACUAGUUCAAGACAAGUCGUCCUUGGGUGAAGGGCUACAAUAACGGUGAACGGUAGAAGAGAUGGAUCAGAACAUGUCAGUGACAGCUCCAGUGUGUCCCAUGUCACGAGUCCCCUGUCGUUUUGGUGCAUAGCAGUUCUGCAUAUCGUCACGUGACCAUUGCUGCCUGUGCCACAGCUAUCUUCAAACCUCUCAUCCUUCUACGCCUCGAGAGGACUUGUGACAAAUCAGUGCUCCAUUUACAAUGGGUCACCUUUUUCUUAAAAUUAAACCAGCAAAAAUAUUAUUGGACAAUCAGUUCUGAUGAAGUGCCUUGGUGAUGUCCGAUCAAUGUGUACCAAGACACCUGUGGGACUACAAUGGUUACUUUUAAUGAUCCCACUURUUUUCCUGCCCCUCUAUUUUUGAAUUGUGUAAUUUUUGGAUAUGAGGACUAGACAAACGCACAGAUGACUUUUGUUUAGAAUAAGGGGGGGGGAGAAUUCAAAUGUUAUUUUGGUGCUGAUAUGUGCUCUCUGGCACCAUGAUCACAACCCAUAAGAGUAAUCUGUGGUGCCCUUAGAAAAUGUCUAUCUGUAGUCGUGUUGAAGGUCGGAGGAGUAGGACUGUUCAUAUGAGUAAACUCUGGCCUAUUAAUAUUUGAGCUUGUCCUGUCUCCCAGGACCCCCCCCCACCACCACUCAGUUUAAUAGCUGACUGAGAGGACCCCUCUGACAAAAARCUGAGUGAAAAGCUCUUCCAUUAAUUCCACCUUGUUCAACAUUAUUGUUUAGUUUGUUUUGAAAACCUUGAGGUUUUUCCUUGUCACUGAUUAUUUAACUUAUCAGAAUGUAUUUAUUGCUGAUCUUAAGGCAUUUUUUUGUAUUUAUCUUGAUAAUGAAACAAUAGAAUAUAUUUUCCUUUAUGUUAAAUUAUGAUCUUCUGUAUUGAUUGAAGACUUUUUUUUAUUUUCUCCGACAGUUAAUAUAUUAUACAGCAAUUACAUUUUUCUGUUUUGUAACUACACUUUGAUUUAUUUAGAAAGUUAAUCUUAAUUUAAAGUUAUUUUCGUUGUAUUUAUUGUUUUUCCCCUUCCCUGAUGUUGAACUGUGGUGUUCAGGUUGUGUUUUCUAUCCUAAUCCUCCUUCCAGUUGUGGAUUGCAGCAGCUCUACAAGGUUCUCUAGAAUGCAGACUUGGGUGUCAGUCCCCUUCCUGUUAUUUCACUUUCUUUUGACCAGGACAAACAUUAAUUUUAGUAUUUAAGUCACUCUUAGCCUAUAUAACCAGCGUUUUUAUGCUGCUAACAACAAAUGGAAAUGUCUUGAAUUAGUUAAUUAUGGACGCUCGCAAAUUCCACAAUGCCAGUACACAUUUAUUAGCUUUUUUUUACCAAAUAAGGUGAUGUUGUUUUGGUCAUUUUUGUUGGACCAGUCAUUCCCAUUUAAGUACCUAUCAAUACAUUCCAGGUAUCCCCAAGCAUUGUGCCUUUAUCACARGUUUUAGAACACAGAGCAGAUUUAAGCCUAAACCCCUUGUAGUGGAAUAAAGGUUAACAGGGUUGACGUCAAUCAACAGGUGAAUGUAUUCUCUUUUUAGCAGCUGUUGCUGUUCUCUAUAGUCUUCUUCAUUCUCAUGUAUUAUUUUUGUAAUGACAGAUUGCAGUUUAAACUUUAAACCAAUAAAAACCCAUAUUUCUAUUGAA
This is a messenger RNA of Salvelinus sp. IW2-2015, 3106 nucleotides long. RefSeq names its product mRNA decay activator protein ZFP36L1. NCBI's taxonomy places the organism in Eukaryota, Metazoa, Chordata, Actinopteri, Salmoniformes, Salmonidae. The record is from RefSeq and is a predicted model, not a curated record. Gene Ontology annotation, molecular function: metal ion binding; mRNA binding.